UUUCUCAGAGGUGUGAUGAAGUAACCAUAAUAACUGCCUGAGUAAUGACAGCGAUGAUUUUUCGGACCGAACGGAACAAACAGAGGGAAAGGGUACCUCCGUUUGUUGACUGCCUCCGUGGCAAUCGUCGCCAGACGAUUCGUCUUUAGUAAGCUGACUACGUUAAGACAGAAUCGUCUAUACUAUGAUAGAUUCUUUCGCAAGAACUCCGACACGAACGUGUUCUAUAAGCUAAAUUGUGCUAUCCAUUGCAAUGUCAGUGAUGAAGCGUUUCUGGCGACCCAUUGUCGACGUGUGAGAUGUGGUGCUCAUUUUUGCUAUUUUGCAAGCUCCAUGAACGCAACGGUAAGGUUGUGUGCGAUCGUCCGCCUGCGCGUAUUCGGAACCAUAGCAAAUUCUCACGCUGAGCCUAGACAGUCGAGUGACGAACGGGAAUUUAAGUCGUAACUUAGUCAAAUUAGGACAACUUGAAAGACUCGAUGAACUACUCAUUACUGUCGAUUGUCCAAUCGAACAAGACGGCUACGUAAAGCGGCGCAUUUGGCCGAACGUUGUCAAACGCUUGGAGCUUGCGUUGGCAAUGGCCCCGCCGGCACGUGGGGCCCGCGAGCAAAAGCUAUCAGAUGGAUUGCGAAAGUUACAAGAAUUUCAGAGGCGAAAAGAACAGUCAGCCGUAGCGGCCUCGGCCUCGUCUACGUCUACUGAAACUACCAUACAAAGUGCUACUUCAUCGCAACAGCAGCCGCAGCCAUCUUUGGCAUCUCGUCAGGGGUUACAAGAUGCCAUCCUGCAACAAGCUCAAUAUCAUUCAACACCUAGCGUCGACCAGAGCCCCCCGCAAAUGGCAGGAGCCAUUACACAGGCAGCCAUCUGCGCUCCACUGACUUCAACUGCUGCAGUAGUAUCACCUGUGACGGUCUCUUCUUCGACGGAUGGCGAGCUCGGGCCUCGUUUGCAGAAUCUCAUUAGCCAGUUAGCGGCCGUCGCUGCGUCCGGGGCCACGCGAGAUCUUCGCCAGCUUGAGGAGUUACAGAGACAUUGUGUGCAGCUGGCACGCGAAGCUGAUGAGGCUCAGCGAGGCCGACAAGGUCAGGCCGCUCAACUGGACUCACUUCGGGCAUCACAUUCACAAGCGACACGAACAAUUGAGCUUUUAGUAGAAGAAAAAUCGCGAUUACAAACUGCGGUCGAUUCGCUUGAGCGGCAGCUUCGGGUACGUGCUCACGAGGCUCUGGUGCGCGAUGCUGAGAUUCGAUCGUUACGUGAACGUGCUACCAUUAACGACGGCCAGAUAGCUCGUUUAUUGAAAGAGAAAGAGCAGUGGACACGAAAAGCACAAGCCGGUGGAGCUGCUGGAAGUGAAACCCCACCGUUAGACGGUGCUGCAAACUCGACUGUCGAGACAAGUUAUACUAAUUUGCAAAAGCAGGUGCUAGAACUUGAGGAACAACUAAGACUAUCGGCUGAAAAGAUAGCUCAGCUUCAACGGACCGAGGAACAAAGCCGGACCGCUUAUGACGCUGCUCGAAAUGAGCUUGAAGUGGCUCAAGCUUAUGUUCGCCAACUGGCUGGCACCAGCGGUGACGAGAGUGCGGACAACUUAAAUAAAGCCGAGGCUACGAGAAAGGCUCUCGAGUCUCAGCUGGAACGACUUCGUGAGGAACUUGAAACAGAAGUUCAUGAACGGAACGCUGCCGAUUUGAUUGCUCGUAACCUUGAAGCAAGUAAUCGAGGUCUGCAACAAAGGGUUGUCGAGCUGGAGAGAGCUGCGGCCGCAUCCAUUACCGCUCAGUCACAGCCACUGCAAACGGUGGGCUCUAGUAGCCUCGGAUACGAUGUGGAACAACGGGAUGUAGGGUCUCAAACUGACGCCGACGACCACAUAGGAACUCGCGCAGAUGCAGAUAUGCGUCUAAUGGACCUCGCUGAACAAAACAAACAAUUCCAGACUGAGCUUUAUCAACUACAAGAGCAGCUCUGCAGUGAACGUGGCCUGUGGUCCGAGCAAACGAUGGUACUAAAAGGCCAAAUAGCAACAAACGCGGACGAAUUACAGCGAGCUAAGGUUGAUGCCAGUCGAGCCGUCUCGCAGAACAGGCAACUUAAAAGUCAAAUCGAAGAGUUGCAGGACGUCUUCGUUAAACUUAGCAACGACAAACUUGAUUUGACGGAAGACGUCCAUCGAGAGCGAUAUCGAGCGCAACAGCUGGAGGCGCGCUUGCGUGACCUGGAAACGACAAUAGAACUACAGCAGGCGCAGGCUACAGAGAAGGGAAAGGACGAAUUAGGCCCAAGCAGUGUUGCGAUAGAAGCUUUUGAGCAUAACGCUAGCACUAUGGACAGUCAGUUACAACAGUACGCCCUUCAAGUUCAACGGUUAGAGGCCCAGCUCACAGAGUGCACUAGUCGGUACGCGUCGUUGGAGCGCCAGAACGCUCAGUGUACUCUAAAACAUAAGGCAGAAGCACGCUUACAUCAACAACAACCGCUCAAAUACACCUACGGUGUAUCGCGAAUUACUGAAGAUGAAGGCAGCCGAAGUUUGGAUACAUCACAAACGUUGGGCGAUUCGCCUGGAGGCUCUUUGUCGCUGUCCGAGUAUGAGUUUGUUGAUACGGCGCCCCAUGGAACGCAUCAGCCGUCAGCACGAAAUGCGGCCUCUAAUAGCGACAGUGACGCGGUCAAUAACAAUAACUCUGAUACCAGCAAUCACAAUGCCGAUACGGCCGCUAACGUUUACUAUACUGGUGCCGUGGUGGACCAUAAUGACUCUGUUGGGGGAGACUUAGCCGAAUCAAUAGGGGACGCUAUGUACUCACUGGAUAACCUUUCAACGACAUCCAGUCGAAACGAGAAAACGUCCCACGAAAUGGACCAGCCGACAAAAGUUCCAAUGGGAACUCCGGUAGAAGCCGUCAUUGAGAGGGAACAUGAACGAAGGCUAACAGAGGCUGCUCUAAAGAUUACGCGCUUACAAGAUGAAAAGAGUCAGCUGGAACACCAAGUCGAACAGUUACGUAUGGAGACAGACACAAUUUCCGACUAUAUCCAACUAUACCAACAACAGCGCGCGGCACUUAAUCAACGUCAACGGGAACGGGAUGCCCAGAUUAAGCAGCUGCUCGAGGAUCGGGAGGCAUUAUCAAGUAAGGUGAAUCAGUUGCAGUCGCUUAUAGGAAAAAUACUUCCUAUGACCUCAAGUCAACAAAACCAUCAGCAGCCGCAAAAACCGGCUCAUGGCAAUCCGACUGCGGCCUUUUCACCCGUUCCAGAACAGGCUUCAAAGGGCACAGCCGUCGUUGGCAGUACCAGCAGUGAUCCAACAUCGAACGAGGUGAUCGCGCAUAAAAUUCUGCAAACUCUCGAAGACCUAACCGAGGUGUCGACGGCUCCUCCUGCCGGCCUCAACACUUUUUAUCGCUGCUCAUCGUGCCAAGGGUGUCAUGGGAAACUUCUGUCCCUGUAAGCCUUUGGCAUAAGGUUCCUCAAGUUGACACAUACGGAUUAUGACCAGUUGACUGCUGCUGCCAUUAAUCAGUACUCGUAAACGCUGUUGAGCUGAAUAAGUAGACGCACAGUGACGCGAACGACACGCACCCAGCAUAGAUUUUUGCGUGUGAAAUACACGCAAAUACACGUUGUGUCACGGUGUGCCUAUGUGUGCUAAAAAUCCCAAAUGGUCAAAUUAUCGGUGUACGUGACACCAGCGAUGGAUCGAUCGUUAGUUGCUGUUUUGAAUGAAGAACAAACCUAAUAUGUUGCUCGGUAGACAGCAUUUUUCCAAGUCAAGUAUUUAAUUUUCAUCUCUAUUUUUGAGCUUUUCCUUACAUUCGACUCCUGUUAACUAAGAGCCACCAGUAGAUAGAAUCUAAUUUAAACUCGAUUGCUACGAAUAAUUUCGAACGAAACAGUUGUUACUUCAAAACAAAAUACUGCUGCUGUUGUUGCCUGAUAGAAGCAUCUUCUUUAUUUUUUGACACGAAAAUAAGUAAUAAUAAUUCAGGAGUAAUGAUGACCGAAACAGAAUUUGUGUUUUAAAUAUCUAACCUUCUAAUUGAUUGGGUCGUAGGCGAAUUGUCGCAUGGUAUAAGUCUAAUGUUGGGCUUCAUUCUUAUCUAGGCGCAAUUUUUAGUGGUUUCUCGUGAAUUUUGGCAAAGGAUGGCGUACCGGACGAAAAAACCAUCGAUGGUUAAAGUGAUGCCUAGUAAGCCUGAAAGGACAUGGCCUUUUAACUAGGGUGAUUAGUUAUACCAGUCUGGCGGCGAUGACUGCAGCCCAUAAUGUAACGCCAUCGAAAAUCCGGAAUAUUGAUACGCUGUCUAGCAUUUCCCUACGACGACUGACGUUGCCGUUUUUAUUGAGCGGCGGAUGGGAACUUAUUUUUCUCAAAACAGGUGUAUUUAUAUAUCAAUCCCUAAAUAACAACUAUACAUAUUACAGCAGACUUGAACCUUACACAGUGUUCCAGCCAGAAAGGGUACGAUACAGAUACUCGCUAGAAGUUUGUUGGUGUGAUACGCCGUAUGUUAUAAUGUGAGGAUGAAAACAACGAAGACGUUGUAUAAUGAAAACAGUAGACGAGAUCCGAUUUCGUACUGUGCUGCUUUGAUCUUUACAUGUCAACCAUAGAUUCUCAAUAGGAAAACAAAUCAUAAUUUUGCUUAUUAGUACCUUUUUUUUUCGCUGAAAUAGUUAACUUUCUUGCCAAUUAAUUGAGGUUAAUUUAUCUACCAGAAAAUGAGUAACCGAUCAGCGUUAUAACUAUAGCUGCUGCCGGCGAAAACAGAAUAUAUAUCAGUUGCGUCAGGAUUCUAACGCUUUUAUCUGUAUUGUCGGUUCGGAGACAGCAUAGAUUUUAAGUAAAAACAGGUUAAGAAAAGAUAUUCAUAGUUGCAUUACAUUGGUCCUAUAAGUUUGGGGGAACUGUGGGGUUGACACGAUAAUAGCACGGAAAUAGCAUAAGAUCCACGGACUUCAUAACAAUGGCUGUCAAAGUUGAUGUCA
Varroa destructor (honeybee mite) is the source of this 5004-nucleotide messenger RNA. RefSeq lists its product as uncharacterized. Lineage: Eukaryota; Metazoa; Arthropoda; Arachnida; Mesostigmata; Varroidae. Gene Ontology annotation, cellular component: Golgi cis cisterna; cis-Golgi network; Golgi apparatus. Gene Ontology annotation, biological process: Golgi organization. The record is from RefSeq and is a predicted model, not a curated record.